Molecule: messenger RNA, 3092 nt
Organism: Schistosoma spindalis
Lineage: Eukaryota; Metazoa; Platyhelminthes; Trematoda; Strigeidida; Schistosomatidae
Source: the annotation of a GenBank genome assembly
AUGAUUUACAAAAAUUUUAUUGAAUCUCUACCAAUCAAAUUCUCGAACUUAUUCAGUGAAUUAUUCUGUCAAGAAAUACUACGUCAAAAAACUUUACAGUUGAAUGAACAACAUGUCAAUGAAACUAUGGAUAUUUUUCAGAGGAUAAAAGCGAUAUGCGAAACGAACAAAACAUAUAAAAUGGAAGAAAAAAGAAUCGCAAUUAAGCUUAAGGCUAAAUUAAGUGAAGCGUCAAUGAAAGAAUAUUUAUUAAAUGAAUUUAAACAUUAUUAUACAAAUCAAAGAAAACAUUCUAAGGACAGGUUGGAAAAUAUGAAGAACGACUACAAAUUAUGGAAUAAUUCGUUGAAAGUACUUGGUUAUCAUGUUUACAAUCAAAUAUCAAAUGUUCAAAAAUCAAAUAUAUCAAAUUUAGCUGUUAUAUGUUUUAAAUUACAACAAACUGUUGAAAUAUGGGGAUUUAUUGGUACUUGGUUAAUAGAAUUAUUCAAACUAUAUGAUAUAACAAUUCUAAAUCAAAUUGAUAAGAUCAUAUGGAAUGAUUGGUAUAUACAUUUUGAAUCGGUAGAAAAAGAUCUUUAUAUUCAUGAUCAAGAAUGUAAACAACAUUUACAAAAACUAGAUUCUAUGUUAAAGAAUCUAGAUAUAUACUUUAAACCUCACAGAUUGAUGGAUACACAGAACUGUUUGAACGAUCUAUUAGACUUACUGUCAAAUUUAUUAAAAGUCAGCAAUCAGUGUCUAGAUUUAUUCAAUGGAGAGCGUAUAUUAAAUAUUGAAGAAAAACUUAUAACAAUUGAACACAUUCAAAAUGGUUGGUUUGAAUUGUUUUAUCAGUCAUCUCAUUGUGAUGAAUUAAUACUUGAGGACUCUAAAAAUUAUGAAAAAGAUAUAACGAUACAAUUACAAAAAGAGCUUACAAAUAUGAUCUCUUAUCGUCGAAUUCAAUUACAUGGUGACAAUGGAAUGAUACAAUUUUUAACUAAACUUAUUCAAAAUAUUAAAGAUUUUACUCGAUUUAUUCAAUUGAAUACUGAAAACUAUGUAAAUAAAGAAAAUUCAAAAACCUAUUCAUCUUUACGAUUAAAUAAUCAAAGUAAAAUUACUACUGAUGAAGUAGAAUUACACUGUAAAAUGUUUUGCCAACAAUAUGAUUAUUGGAUGAAAUGUAUUAGAAAUAUACUGAAUUAUAAAUGGCAAAUAUAUGACAAUGAAUUACCAUCAAAACAAAUUAAUAUACCUCAUUCAAUAGAUGAAAUAUGUACAGUUUCAUUUGAUGAAUGGAAUCAAAUGAAUAAUAAUAAUAAAAGUAAAAGUUUAUUUAAAUGUCAACAAAAUUUAAUAAAAUGGUUUGAAUUAAUAAAGAACAGAGUGAAUAGUAUUAGUGAAAUGAGAAUUGAACAAAUACUAUUAGAACAAAUUAAUAUAAUACAACAAUUGAAUAUACAAAUUACAAAUAUCAAUACUAAAGAUAUAAGUGAUCAACAAAAUUUACCCAGUGGGAAUAAAUCAAGUUUACAAAAUGAUCAAUUCAACAACCAAAAUCCUAAAUUGAAAAAGAAUAAUUUCUAUGAAUUAACAAAAUCAUUGUUUAAAUUAGGUUCACGAGUGAUUAAACAUUUAGAUCAAAAAAAUAUUUGUAUUUCUUAUGAUCACCAAACAAUCUUAUCUCGACUGAAUUUUUUCAAAUUAUAUGCGGAAAGAUGGAUUGAUUACUUGAAUAAAAUAGAAACUUUUAAUGCUACACAACCAUUUAAAAAUGUGAAGGAUUAUUUAAAUGUUCAUACAGAAUCUAGAAAACUUAUAGACGUAAACAAUCGGAGUAUUAUACGAUAUAUACAAUCAACAGAUGGAACUAUAAGAGAAAAUUUAUUAGCUAAUAUAGUUGAUAAACAAUCAGUUCAGAAUAAUGAGGAUACAGAAUUGAUUAUUCAAUUAUUAAAUCAUUAUUUCAUAGAUACAAAAUUAGCAUAUUUAACUUUAUUAAAACAAAAUGAACAUUGUCAAUUACUUUCUAAAAUGGAAAGUAAAACAAUAAUAGAAUUUGAUCAAGAAACAACCAUUGUAGAACAACAAUGGAUACAGUUAUGUAAUACUGUUGAAUGUUUACAAUAUCAAUUUAAUAUAAAACAAAAUGAAUUAAAACAAUUAAAUGAUAUAUUACAAAUAAAAAUGGAAGUAUUAAAUGAAUAAGAAAAACUUAUUCUUAAAUGAUUAAACAAUUGAUUACGAUUAUAUUAAAUAGUGAAUAUACUACUUAAUAAAUUUUAUACUACUUAUUUAUUUAUUUAUUUAUUUAAAUACAUAAACAUUCAUACAAGGAGGCACCAAAUAGAUAUGUACCACAUAAAUUAUUCAAUUUGUCUGAGGGCAGUGAAUUUGUCCGGAUGCCUGGAUUGAACCAGAUGGUUCCUAUAAGGAGCCACAGAAGAAGCUUUUGAUCCACAAAAAUGUGGUACAACGUCAGGAAAUGCAUUCGCAUGGUAACCGGUGACCAAUAAUUGUUUCAUAUGGCGUUUGUUUCCUUAGAAUUCUCGAGCCUAUGUAAACCAUUGGUUUGGAAUGAGGAUUUUCCAACUCCUCUAGUUGGAUCCUCCAUAUCUACCAAUCCGUUUAGAGCAGAGGAUAUUUGCUUUUCGUCUCUUAUCAAUUUCGUAAAUAAUAGCAAUGUCACGAAAAGGCAGUGAGUAGGAUUUCCAUUGCUGUGGCUGUAUAUGCAUGGCCAUGUGAGAGCAUUUGGAGAGCGAGUACUGACUCUCUUCACUCUCAGCCGUACCAAGGCAUUCGGGAGCACGUUAAAAGUAAUACUGACAAACGAAGUCAAUAUAUUAUAUCUUGAAUACUAUUUCAACAUUAUUGCAUGUAUCUAACUAAGUGUUAAUUCUUUUAUCGUUUUGAUAGCUGAAGUAAACUAUUAUCUCGGUUUUAGAUGGAUUUUUAUUCAGUCUUAUUAACCUUGAUUUCAAAAUAGAAUUUCUUGAUUAUGAUAACUUUAAGUCUAUACCACUCAUGGUUCUUUAUUUAUCUUGCUAUUGUCACUCGCUACAACUCAUGAAUUUCAUGUGAAAAUUUUGUCAAGCUAUGAGCAGGAU